This is a messenger RNA of Bicyclus anynana (squinting bush brown), 4124 nucleotides long. RefSeq names its product protocadherin-16 (gene Cad96Cb). The transcript is spliced from 15 exons. Gene Ontology annotation, molecular function: calcium ion binding. Gene Ontology annotation, cellular component: membrane. Bases 453 to 2798 code for a protein of 781 amino acids. NCBI's taxonomy places the organism in Eukaryota, Metazoa, Arthropoda, Insecta, Lepidoptera, Nymphalidae. The record is from RefSeq and is a predicted model, not a curated record. Gene Ontology annotation, biological process: homophilic cell-cell adhesion.
ACUUCUUCAAUCUUCAGGCAGCAGUUGUUGUUUGAUAUCGAGUCGCGCAGGUUGUGCCGGCUGCAGCGGCGUCGUUGCUACUCACUCGCAUAGAAUAAACAUUGUCUCGUGCUACAGAAGUAAACAAUCGAAUGUGCAGUUCUUCGUCAAUUUAUUACCAGUAUCUUUGCAGUAUUUUUUUUUAAUUUCAUUUAUUGAUAUAUUCACAGUUAGCAGGAUAUAAAAUAAGUUUUUCUGUAUUGUGAAGUGUUUACAUGGAUAUUGAAAGGAGCUUGCAGUAAUUUGAGUUUACCGUCAAUAUUUUAAGCUAUCAGCCAGUACAGCACACGCGCGGCGGCUGGGCGGCGACUGGGCGGCGGCUGGGCGGCGGCUGGGCGGCGGCUGGGCGGCGGCUGGGCGGCGACUGGGCGGCGGCGGCAGAGGCGACAUGCGGGCGCGGCGGUAGCGGCAGCAUGGCCGCGCCGCUGAUGCUGCUGGCGGCGCUAGCGCUGUCGGCGUCGCCGGCGGGCUCGCAAGGAUCAAGUCCGCCUGCGCUCGCAGCCAUAGCGCUCUCCAUACGUUCUCGGGCUAUUCAAGAUAGUCGAUGUUACUUGAUGAACGGAGGUGCUGUGGAGAGCUUCUUUAUAAGUGAGGACACGCCAGUAGGCAGUAUUAUAGGUACGUUAAGCGUAAAUGGCGAUCCAAGCGAGGUGGGUGGCGACAUUUCGCUGCAUAUUCAAGAGAAGAACGCGGCGGUGGCGCUGGCGGCGGGCACCAAGAACGUGACGCUGCGGCGCGCGCUCGACCGGGAGGAGAGGCUCGGCCCGGCCAGCGUGUACGUCAACGUGCGCUGCGACAGAAGACACACUGCGGACCCCAGCUUCGUGAUCCCGCUGUCGGUGCGCGUGUGGGACGUGAACGACAACGCGCCGGCGUGGCGCGGCGCCCCGUACCGCGCGCGCGUGUCGGAGCUGGCGGCGCCGGGCGCGCGCGUGCUGGCGGCGCCGGCGCACGACCCCGACCAGCCCGGCCCGCACGCCACCGUGCGCUACUCCGUGCUGCCGGGACCCGCCUCGGAGUACGUCGGCUUCCAAAGCGAGCUGGACAGCACGGUGGUGAUCACGCGCGCGCUGGACUACGAGACGCUGCGCAACUUCACGGUGCGGCUGCGCGCGGCCGACGGGGGCUCCCCGCCGCGCUUCAACGACACCACGCUGACGGUGGAGGUGCUGGACGCCGACGACCACAACCCGCAGUUCACGCACGAGCACUACACGGCGCUCGUGCCCGACGGCGCGCAGGAUGGUACGCUGCUGGAGGUGUCGCCGGGCCCGGUGUCGGCGGCGGACGGCGACGUGGGCAUCAACGCGCCCGUGUACUACAGCGCGAGCGGCGACGGCGCGCAGCUGCUGCGCCUGCACCGCGACAGCGGCGCGCUGGCCGCCACCGAGCGCCUGCUGGCGCACCCGCUGCCCGUCACCGUGGUGCUCAAGGCCACUCAAGUGGACAACGCAGACCGGUACGCGCUGGCGACGGUGACGGUGCGGCGCGCCGCAGCACCCCCGCCCGCUGCGGCGCCUCAGCCGACGGCGGACGCGGGCGUGCGGUUCGCGCGGCGCGGGUACGCGGUGUCCGUGCCCGAGGACGCGCCGCCCGGCAGCGUGCUGGCGGCGCUGCACACCAGGGCUCUGCACGAGACGCCGCUGCAGUUCUACGUGUCGGAGCGCUCGUUCCUGGAGAAGUUCGCCAUCAACAGCGCGGGCGAGGUGCUGCUGCGCAAGCCGCUGGACUACGAGACGGCGCCGCGCUACCACUACCAGGUCAUGGUCACGGACGGGAACUCGAACGACACGGCGUGGAUCAACAUCACGGUGCAGAACGUGAACGAGUGGGAGCCGCGUUUCCGGCACGCGCACUACGAGUUCCUGCUGGACGAGCUACCGGCGGCCGGCGGCGCCGUGCGCGUGGGGCAGCUCACCGCCUUCGACGGCGACUCCGACGACUCCGUGGCGCUGCACCUCAGCGGACCCGACGCCAAGAUGCUGUCGGUGAACGCAGCGGGCGAGGUGUUCGUGCAGGCGGAGGCACUGCGCGCGCUCAACGCGUCCGUGCUGCACGUGGUGGCCACCGCCGUGGACUCCGGCUCCCCGCCGCGACAGACGUCGGUGCCGGUGUCGGUGCGCAUCUCGGAGCGCGUGGCGCAGGCGCAGGCGCGCUCGCCGAUGUUCGCCGCCUUCGCGUGCGCGCUGGCGCUGCUGGCGCUGCUGCUGCUGGCGCUGCUGCUGUACCUGUGCCGUCUCAAACGUCGUCGCCAGGUAAAAGACAAAAGCGCGACAGUCGCGGUGGCGCCGGAGAAGAGCGCGCUUCCCGCGCCGGGCGCGAACCUCACGGUGAGCAGCGCCGGCGGAGGCAGCGGCUCGCUGCAGAGCGUGUCCGCGGGCGCCAGCAGCAUCCUGGCCGCGUCCACCACCAGCCUGGACCGCGACAAGCCAUCCAACGGCAGCACGGCGCGACAGUCGCAGCGCUUCCCGCCGCGCGGCAAGGUGUCGCCGGCGAGCCCCGCGGGCGCGGCGGGCGCGGCGGGCGCGGCGGGCGCGGGCGGCGGGGCGGCGGGCGCGGGCGCGGGGGCGCUUAGCGACCACUUGCAGGGCGCGGCGGGGCGCUCGGGCGUGGCGUGGCCCAGCGCCACCAUCCCCGCGCGCGUCAAGCACCUCAGCUGGGACGACGCCACGCCACAGGAGGGCGAGGAGCGGCGCGAGGUGACGGAGGCGACGAACGCGGCGGUGUCCGACCACUUGAACCUCACCGUGUACUUCUAGCGGACGCUCCGUGCUCAUUGUGAUAACUUUACCGUGGAAUUUCUAGCAACAACCUAUUGUGUUGCUUUUUCUAUUACGUAACGUGAUAAGAUUUUAGGUUAUUGAAAUAUGGCUAACUUCCAGUGAUUAUCGUCAGAGUAUGCCUAGUUUCGAACCCUAAUGAGGUCCUUAGUCAUAAGCUUUUUCAUGCAACGCCGCGUAAACAAAAAAGCAUGGAAGACUUCGUAGUUUAAAUUUGAAAAGUAUUUUAGAAUCUUUAGAAAACAAUGUUUGUUUGAUUAUAAAUUAUGUUGUAAAUUUUCAACAAGUCAGACCAUUGCUUAAACAAGUCGCGACUGUCGCGUGUUCGACACGUUAGUCGCGCAUCUCUUAAACGUGCUGUAAAUAUCGCCGCGAUUCUCGUGAUGUAGCAUUAUUGAAUGAAGAGUGUUUCCAAUUUGUCUUAAAAUUGAAGAUGUUUAAUUGGUCAACUACUGUUACUAAUCUGAAGUGCUUCUAAUAGUAACUUGUUUGUUAGAUAAAAAUACCUAAUAUAAUAAUAAACAUGAUGUAGAUAAUGUAGACUAAAAUUUUAUAAACUACCCUAGGGAAUAGUACAUUUUAUACAACUUUUAUAAAAUAAACCUACGAUGAGAACAGAAGGAACGGCGCUACAAAUGAACGGACCAAAGUUUAAUUAGUCGAAAUGCAGAAGACAAAUAUAAUAAAACUUUGAACGCUUCUGUACAGUUUUCAUAUUAGACUAUAUCAGGUGUUUUUCAUUGGAUAUGAAUAUAGUAGGUAGGUACUAUAACAGCCAGUUUCUUCAUGUAAAGCUAAAGUAACAGUAAAAGUAGUAAGUAGUAAAGAAGACUUUAUUUUUCAGUAAAUAAGACCGUCACAUUUGAUUUAUGACGUUACUUUGACUGUUACUUACGAUGGAGAAACUGGCCGUAAGUAAGUACAUAAUUAAUUUAAUAAUUUCGUUAACAAAAAAAACUAUUAAAGUUAUGCGAUUGUUAAGAAGAUUGUCAUCUAGGUAUAUAAUAAAAUCUGUACCAAUUCAGAUGUAUUACAAAUGUCUAGGAAUUGAACCCAGUGUACCUCAUAUAGAAGCAUGUCACCACUGAACCGUUAAGGUCCUCGGUGGUGCGAUAUUAUUUCUGACACGAGAUGAAAAGAGUAAUGAGUUUAAUUGUGAUUUCGGUUAAUUAUUAUUAUCACUUACGACAUUUUUAGCGUUAGUUAUUUGUAUAAUUUGUUGUUAAUUGUGUAUUUAUAAAUUAUUUAAAGCAUGUUAAACGAUAUAGCGACAUGUCAUUGUUAUUAAAUUUCUGUUGACUUAAA